AUGGUCAGGAUUAAUCAAUACACGUCGUCAAAUAUUUUUCCCUCGCAUCAAGGUAAGAAAUACGUGAAGUUUGUGAAAAAGCUGAGACCGCAUAGUAUAAUCAACAACAAUGCUCGCAAAGCUGAGAGAAAUUACGAAGGCAUGCCAGCCACUAAACUUAAACAUAACGCAUCGUUCGUAUGA
Molecule: messenger RNA, 183 nt
Organism: Plasmopara halstedii
Lineage: Eukaryota; Oomycota; Peronosporomycetes; Peronosporales; Peronosporaceae
Exons: 2
Coding region: 1-183 (60 amino acids)
Source: RefSeq, a predicted model, not a curated record